Messenger RNA from Naegleria gruberi, 1206 nucleotides. RefSeq lists its product as uncharacterized. The transcript has 4 exons. Bases 1 to 1206 code for a protein of 401 amino acids. Gene Ontology annotation, biological process: phospholipid biosynthetic process. The record is from RefSeq and is a predicted model, not a curated record. Gene Ontology annotation, molecular function: phosphotransferase activity, for other substituted phosphate groups. Gene Ontology annotation, cellular component: membrane. Lineage: Eukaryota; Heterolobosea; Eutetramitea; Acrasida; Naegleriidae.
AUGUCGCAACGAUUGAAACCUUUCACUUCUGUGACUUUUAGUAAAUGUUCGGAUGUUGAGAAGGCUAAGCAACAUCUCCGAGAAUAUAAAGCAACAGGUGGCGAUGAAUCUCUUACAAGAGAAUACAUCUUGAAUCCUUUUAUUUAUGAGCCUUUGAUGAAGUUUGUUCCAAAGACUCUUGCACCAAACGUUAUUACAUUGGGUGGAUUUAUGUGUUUAUUAAUUUCUGGAAUUUGUUCUUUUAUUACUUGUCCAACUUUCACAGAACCUGUGCCUUCAUGGGUUUUUCUUAUCAAUGGUAUUGCAUUGUUUUGGUAUCAAACAUUGGAUAAUAUGGAUGGAAAACAAGCACGUAAUACUGGAACAAGUUCACCUCUUGGAGAAUUGUUUGACCAUGGUGUUGAUGCUUUAGCUACUACUAUUUGUGCCAUUUCAUUUUUGUGCACAUGUGGUCAAGGUGCCUCAAUUACUUCUUAUGCCAUUUGUCUGAUUGGUUAUGUUCCAUUUAUUUUUGCUACCAUGGAGGAAUAUUAUAUUGGAGGAUUAUAUUUAGGAAAGAUUAAUGGACCUAUUGAAGGAGUUUUAGGUUUUAUUACAAUUCAAUUUGUUGGAUUUUUAUUUGGUUAUGAAUUCUUCCAUAAACCAAUGCUUGGUCCAAUUCCAUUUUGGGUUUUAUUCACAGUUCCAACUUUCUGUGCAGCAAUGUACUCUUCUGCUGAAAAUGUUAUGAAUAUUAUCAAGAAGAUUAAGAGUAAUAAGAAGGCUCUUGAGGAAAAUAAGGUAUCUGAAGCUGAAAAAUCUUCUCCAUGUUUUGAAACUGAUGUUGUUAAGGCAUUCCUUCCAGUCAUUCCAUUCGGUAUUUUAAUUGGGUCAUACUUUGUUAUCUCAAUGGUUGAUCCAACUGUAAAGAGUCAUCCAUUUGCAUUCCUGAUUAGUAUGGGAUUUGGAUUUGGAUAUUUGGCAAGUAAUUUGACACUUUCAUUCCUUCUCAAGAAACCACUAGCCACUUCUUCCUAUAUGUGUAUUUUACCAGCUGUUUAUUUGGUUAACACGCUAUUAGGAUCAAUUAUUCCUGGUCAUAUUUGCUUAUUUGCCUGUUUGAUUGUUUCUGCAGCCAUUUAUGUAAAUUAUGUUUUGUCUAUUAUUGAUGAUAUUUGCAAUGCAUUGGGAAUCAACAUGUUCUCAAUUUCUAAGAAGAAACAAUAA